AUGCCGCCGGAGCUGGCCUCUCGUCAGGCCGUGCAGCCAUGGAUGAUCAUCAUGUCUGUCUUCCUGGCGUCCGGGUCGGGCCUGUGGUACCAACUGGGCACCAUCGGGGGCGGAGCGGGUCAGCAGUCGGCCAGCUUGGCGGCAGACACGCUGAGCAGGGCCUGGCAAGAGGGCACCGACCCCGGUGUGGCGUUUGACGAGGCCCGGGCACGAUCGAGCGAGGUGUUGGAGGACGUGCUGCAGAGCCAGCUGGGGCUUUUUUUCCUCUGCAGCCUCUUCCUCUCCACCUAUGCACUGGGUGCCCUGGUCACAAAGGCCCUCUUCCUGGGUCAGCUGACCAUCCUGGAGACGACAAAACUGGCGGAGCGCAUGCUCAAGUUUGUCAUGCUCAAGGUCGUCUUCCUGGGCGCGGUGGUGGACCCGGAGCCGCACGAGCUGGGUACCUGGCUGCUCUGGUUCUCGGUCAUGGCCUUCUUCCGCGCCUUUGUGGGCCUGGCCCGCGACCGCUGCGAGGCGUUGUUGUCCUCCCCCCGCGCCACGCCGCUGCAGCACGCGCGCUGCCUGGUGCUGCUGGUGGGCAUCCUGGGCCAGGCCGGGUCCUGGGUGGCUUCCUACGCCGCCGCCGCCGACCCCAGCCGCCCCAGCGCCGCGCUGUCCCACGCCCUGCUCUGGCUCUUCGAUGCGGUCUGCGUGGCCAUCGAGGCCGCCCAUGCCGUGCUCAAGUACGGCGUGCACGCCGUGGAGCGCUGGAAGGCGCAGCGCGCCGAGGCCGCCGGCGCCGACCCAGCGACGGGCUGGGAGGGGCGCGGCCCCUUCCUCUACCACGUGGAGGUGGGCGUGGACCUGGUGCUGCACGCGCUGACCCUGGGCCACUACUGCCACCUCUGGUGGCUGCACGGCUUCCGCCUCCAGCUCAUCGACGCCGUGCUCUUCCUGGACGUGCGGUACCUAGUGAUGGGCACGCUGCGCCGGGUGCGCGGGUAUGCGCGGUACCGCCGCCUGACGCACCAGCUGCAGCACAGCUUCCCGCCCCUCCCGCGGCGCAGCGGCAGCGCCUCCUCCUCCACGGAGCGAGGCGGGGGCGAGGGUACCGGUGGGGACUCCGGCGGCGGUGCGUCGGCCGGCGUGGCGUUGGCCGGUCGGGGGCCGCACUGUUCCCCCGCCAGCUCUGCGCUCAGACCAGGGGCUGGGCUGGGAGAGGGGGCGGCGUUGAGCGCCAACGCACCGCACACGCUGACGGAGCAGCUGGCCACCGCCUCCUUCCGAUCCCUGUCCGCCACCUUCUCCACAAAUAGUGUGGCACAACGAGGCGCCUCGCACUCGCAGCACCCGCAUGAGCAGGAGGAGGUGGCCAGCCCGGCGCCCAGCAGCAUGAGCUGCCGGCUGUCAGGCGCUCGGCAUCGAUACGGCACCCGCUCACAGAGCGCCGCGCCGCAGUGA
Molecule: messenger RNA, 1440 nt
Organism: Auxenochlorella protothecoides
Lineage: Eukaryota; Viridiplantae; Chlorophyta; Trebouxiophyceae; Chlorellales; Chlorellaceae
Product: E3 ubiquitin protein ligase RIN2
Exons: 6
Coding region: 1-1440 (479 amino acids)
Biological process (GO): ubiquitin-dependent protein catabolic process; protein ubiquitination
Cellular component (GO): cytosol; ubiquitin ligase complex
Molecular function (GO): ubiquitin protein ligase activity
Source: RefSeq, a predicted model, not a curated record